Anolis carolinensis (green anole) is the source of this 5708-nucleotide messenger RNA. RefSeq names its product RB transcriptional corepressor like 1 (gene rbl1). The coding region runs from base 16 to 3303 and encodes 1095 amino acids. Lineage: Eukaryota; Metazoa; Chordata; Lepidosauria; Squamata; Anolidae. Gene Ontology annotation, biological process: regulation of transcription by RNA polymerase II; cell differentiation; negative regulation of G1/S transition of mitotic cell cycle. Gene Ontology annotation, molecular function: RNA polymerase II transcription regulatory region sequence-specific DNA binding. The record is from RefSeq and is a predicted model, not a curated record. Gene Ontology annotation, cellular component: transcription regulator complex; chromatin; nucleus. The transcript is spliced from 22 exons.
GCUGUGGAAUCCUGAAUGGAGCUUGAUGAAGGCCUCAGCUCAGAGCGGAAGAGGAGGAGCGCCGCUGACCCCGCCCCCGGCGAUGACGCGCAGCUCCUUUUCGCGCGCUCGGCGCCAAGCCCUGUGAGGGGAUCCUCUGCCGCCAUGCCGCGGGGAGGAGGCCUGGACCCCGCCGCGCCCUGCCCCGCCCGCGACGCCCUCGCCCACCUCUGCCGGGAGCUCAACCUGGACGCCGGCAGCGCCGCCGAGGCCCUUCGCGACUUCUCCGCGCUGCGGGGCACCUACAGCCUAGAGGGAGAAACUGUACAUUGGCUGGCUUGUGCUCUGUAUGUUGCCUGCCGUAAGAGUAUUAUUCCCACUGUAGGAAGUGGCUUGAUGGAAGGAAAUUGUGUCUCACUGACUCGGAUAUUGCGCACAGCAAAAUUAAGUUUAAUUCAGUUUUUUAGUAAAAUGAAAAAAUGGAUGGACAUGUCUAAUCUGUCUCAUGAGUUUCGAGAGAGAGUGGAGAGACUAGAGAGAAACUUUGAAGUGUCCACUGUGAUUUUCAAGAAGUUCACACCAAUAUUUUUGGAUAUAUUUAAAAAUCCUUAUGAAGAACAACCAAAGCUACAAAGAAGUAGAAAACAGAGGCGGAUACCUUGUAGUGCUAAAGACCUAUUCAACUUCUGCUGGACCCUAUUUGUUUACACGAAAGGGAAUUUCAGUAUGAUUGGAGAUGAUCUGGUGAAUUCAUACCAUUUACUUCUGUGUUGCUUAGACCUGACUUUUACCAGCGCACUUUUGUGUCCACAUAAAAUAGACUUACUGAAUUCCUCUUUCAAAGGUUUGCCAGAAGAUUUCCACAAGGCUGACUCCAGAACCUUUGAAGGACCUCCAUGCAUUAUUGCCACACUUUGUGAAUUACAUGAUGGCCUUUUAAUAGAAGCCAAGGGCAUAAAGGAACAUUAUUUUAAGCCAUAUAUUUCCAAGCUUUAUGAUAGGAAGAUUUUAAAAGGAGACUGUCUUUUGGAUCUUAAUAACUUUUUAGAUAACAACAAAGCACUGAAUAAAGAAUAUGAAGAAUAUGUUCUGACAGAAGGUGACUUUGAUGAGAGGGUUUUCUUAGGGGCAGAUGCAGAGGAGGAAAUUGGAACUCCUCAAAAGUUUUCCACUGAUAUGCCAUCUGGGAAGGUAAUGACAAGGGCUCAUGUGGAGUGCCAUCUUCAGCAGCAUUUUGAGAAGAAAAGAUCCUUUGCACCUUCUACCCCCUUGACUGGCAGAAGAUACCUGAGAGAGAAGGAACCAGUUAUUACUCCAGUCGCUUCUGCAACACAGAGCGUAAGCCGGCUACAGAGCAUUGUAGCAGGGCAGAAAAAUGGACCAAGUGAACAGCUUCUAAUUAUUUUUGAGUCUUGUGUACGAAAUCCUAUUGAAAACAUCAUGAGCAGAGUGAAAGAGAUAGGUGAAAUUUUUUGUCAGAAUUAUACCCGGUCUACUGAUGAUCAGCCAGGAUCUCACAUAGAUUUUGCUGUUAAUCGGUUAAAAUUGGCAGAAAUCCUUUAUUAUAAAAUACUGGAGACCAUCAUGGUACAAGAAAUGCGAAGACUGCAUGGCAAAGACAUGUCUGCUCUUUUAGAGCAAGAUAUUUUCCACUGUUCCCUCCUGGCAUGUUGUUUAGAGAUUGUGCUUUUUGCAUACAGUUCACCACGAACUUUCCCCUGGAUCAUUGAGGUUCUUAACCUCAGACCAUUCUAUUUCUAUAAGGUGAUUGAAGUAUUGAUUCGAUCUGAAGAAGGACUUUCUCGAGACACGGUGAAACAUCUGAACAGCAUUGAGGAACAAAUCCUUGAAAGCCUCGCAUGGACCAAAGACUCUGCCCUGUGGGAUGCCCUCCAAGCGUCUGAAAACAAGGCUCCUACCUGCGAAGAAGUAAUAUUUCCAUGUAAUUUAGAAACAGGGAAUGGAGUCAGAGGACUAGGACAUCUUCCCAUGAUUCCAGUGUCUCCAAUAGUGCAUCCGCGAGUAAAAGAGGUUCGGACGAAUCUUGGGGGAAAUAUUAGACGGGAUAUGCAAACAUUGUCUCCGAUCUCGGUUCACGAUCGCUAUAGUUCUCCUAUGGCUGGAAGUGCUAAGAGAAGACUUUUUGGGGAUGAAAGCCCAAGAGAAAAAUCUGCAGAAAAAAAGCUUACUGAAGGGACCAGGCUGAAAAUUGCCCCGGUUUCAAACUUUACUGAUGAACAUUUAUCUGUCUCACCUGAACAGACAGUUUUCAGCAUGGCAACAGCUUCAGUAACAGGACAUAAAAUGACAAUUCCAUUGCAUGGUAUUGCAAGUGAUACAGGAGGGAUAACUUUGAUACCCAUUUCAAUCAAUGUAUCUGAAGAAUCAAAAGUGGACUGCCAUGGACAAGUGCCCCUAAGUGCUCAGGCUUUAUUGAACAUGUCCCCUGGACAUCAUAUGGCUCAAACCCAAGAGGGUUAUCCUCUGUCAGGAAAUAGACCAAAGAAAACUGGAUCUCUGGCACUGUUUUUCAGAAAGGUGUAUCAUCUUGCAAGUGUGCGGUUACGUGAUCUCUGCUUAAAAUUGGAUGUUUCUAAUGAGUUACGCAGGAAGAUAUGGACGUGUUUUGAAUUCUCAUUAGUUCAUUGUACGGAUCUUAUGAAAGACAGGCACUUGGAUCAGCUCCUCCUCUGUGCUUUUUACAUCAUGGCAAGGGUCUCUAAAGAAGAAAGAACUUUUCAGGACAUAAUGAAAAGCUAUAGAAACCAGCCACAAGCAAAUAGUCAUGUCUACAGAAGUGUCUUAUUGAAAAAAAUGCCCACAGAGGCAGCACUAGAUAUAAAAAAAGAAGAUAUGUCGGAAGAAGUAGAUUCCAGAGAUCUGGAAAAAGAAGAAAGAGGGGAUCUGAUAAAAUUUUAUAAUACCAUCUACUUAGAAAAAGUGAAGAACUUUGCACUGAAAUAUGAUGCUUCCAACCAUGAUCAUGUGGUGGAGGCACCUCCGCUUUCUCCCUUUCCAAGCAUUAAACAGCAGCCAGUCUCUCCUCGACGGAUAUCUCAGCAACACUCUGUUUAUGUUUCACCGCAUAAGAAUGGUGUUUGCUCAACACCUAAGACUGCACUAUUAUAUAAAUUUAAUGGAAGCCCUUCCAAGAGUUUGAAGGAAAUCAAUAAUAUGAUAAAACAAGAAGGGCAGAGACCUAAGAAGAGAGCCAUAUCAGUGGACAGCGACGCAGAAUCACCAGCAAAGAGAAUGUGUCAGGAGAAUGAUGAUGUUUUACUUAAACGGCUUCAGAAUGUUGUCAGUGAAAGAGCAAAUCAUUAGGCCAACUGGAAUGCUUUGAAGACUAAAAGUUAUUCAGAUGUUUCUUCUGUGGCUCAAAUCCCAUUCCUAUUUCAGUUUUCUUUUUUUUAUAGUAGACAGGUAGUGAACCGGUCAAAGUAUACACUGUUUUAUGAUGCCACCUUUUGAAAGUGGAGCAUGGGACAAUUAUUAAAUUUCUGCUUGCCGUUUACAGAGUUACUGUAAAAUUAGUUUGGAUCGGUUGUGUAUGAAAAGUGUACAUUUUAAUGGAUUUUAUAUACUUUUAGAUUUGUUUUCUGAAAGUGCAAGCCACUUCAGUUAUCUUAGCUCUCAGACUGCAGUUACUGCAUACAGCAGUAGAAGUUAAACCAGUUUAUUCUUUUGAUCAUUGCUUUUCUUCAAAAAUGUUUUAAUUCUUAUUCUUUAAAAGAAACUUAUGACUUUCUAUGCAUUAUUUUAAUGUGUUGUAAGUGUAGAGUAUAUAGCAAUUAACCAGAUGUUUUUCUCUCAGACUGAAGCGACAUUCUCUUUUUAUCGAACACUUGGUUAACAUUUUUAUUUGAUACAUAAGCCUAUAUGUAAAGUUCUUCAGUCUUAGGUCCCAGUUGAAUGGUAAAUGUCCUGCAGGAGGAACUGAACAAGAUGUAGAGAGUUUCACUUCACUGCUGAGCGAAAGUGGUUGCAAUCUUCUAUCAUUGCCCAUAUUGGGGAAAUUCUUGCAUUCUCUUGCUAUCUUGUUUGAAUUUGGUCUCAUAAAGAGGCAACAAAUCCUGUUGUUAGACAGACAUAUUCCUUGUAACCUAUCCAAGGCUUAUAGGGGUGUUUUUGUGCCACCAUAAAUGAUGUCAUACUAUAUACCAACUGCAUUAAGUAUGUCACGCCUAACAUGUUCUGUCAGUUCAUCAGUAAAGAUGAUUCACAUGUUGAGCCUGGCCACACUUUUUAGUAGCUAGUAUGGAAAGCAGCAAUGUCUGUCUGUCUGUCAUUUCAAAUGUCAACCUCCCACAGCUGUCAAGAAAGAUUGAAGUGAUGCUCUUUUCCCACCACCCCCACCCCAGAAAAAGAAAAAUAGUUAAUAUAAAUCAAAGAAAUUUGAAAAAGAAGUAAUCAUGCCUUGUCCCAUUGCUGGUUGUACUCCUCAGUUGGACUUUUCUGAAAUGGGAAGAGCAAAUAUGGUUUGCAAAUUGAGAACUUGUAUUGCUGCUCUGCCAUUCACAAAACGCCCAUCUAGCAACAAGAGAGAUAUUUCCUUGGGAAUACAAUGUUUUGAUGACUAGCUGUGAUUCUACUUAGUAGGGCAGGAGGGGAAAGGCUAUCAGUACUUCAAGCUACUUCAGCCUUCUCUGAACUUCUCUGGACUUCUUGGUGGCGAAAGACUCCUUGGGAUUCAAAGCAUAGUGGGCUGCUCUCAUAUGGGGAGCUGUAAUUUGUUGCCAUUUUCGUGCAUUCUGGUUAUUCACUUUUUUCCUUGAAAAUCAUGUUUUCACUUGUGUAGUAUCUACACAAAAUAUAAGCCUUAUCAAAGUAAGUGCAUUUGUACAUAAGAGUAUUACAUAACUAUUUUUAUGUGGUUGGCCUUUGCUUUUUGUUGAUGGUGUUGGGUACCAAACCUUUGAUUCUUGUUUCAGAAAUGUUUAUAAAGGGAAGCUUUGAUAAGUAGUACUAUGUGAUAGUAUGGGAAAAGAUAAGGUGAGAACACACAGUUAUAUUUAUGCUGAAGCUUCCAUAUUAGUGCAGGAGAUAACUAAUUCAAGUAUAGAAAAUUUUGUAGGGUUUUUUAAAAACUGCUUUCAUAAGUAGCUAAUCAGUUCUAAAGGAUUUUAGAACUAUUAAUCAAUAUUCCGGUAUUUAAUAUUCCAAUUAGCAUAAUAAGUCACAAGGUCAAAUAUUAAAAUAUAGCCAAAAACUAUCUUGUACAACAUAAUUUGUAUUUUUUUUACUAAUUCACUGUGGAAGAAAAUUCUCAAAUACCUCAAGACCUACAUGUGGGGUUUCCCAUAAAGUAAGUAGCGCACUGAUCAUGGUAAUUUUGAAAAUGGAAUAUUUUAUCUUUUUAAAUGUCCUUUGUUAUAUAGUGUGAUAUAAAAAGACUUUUGGCCCACUUUUACAAGUCAGUUUUUAAAACAAUACAUUUUCAAAUACGUAUCUGUUCUCUGAAAAGAUCCCCAUGUCUUGGUAAUAAAGGACUGGUGCUGAAGUUUUUAAUCAUGAUUUUAAUCGUUUAUGUUAAAUAGAUUUUAUACUAAUGUGAUAAUGUCUAUAAUUUUUAUUAAUAACAUAUUGGUUCUAAAGAAGCUAGUGAUGCUCUUGAGUAAAUUGUGGGCCUGCCCACAACAUAGCAACCAUAGCACCUUUCUAAAAAUGUUCCUAUGGUUCAUAAAUGUUCUUGUAAAUAUGUGUCUUAAUUAAAAACAUCUUUAUUCUGA